UAAAUUAUAUUGACAAUGAGAUACACAUACAAAGAAUCAUCCAAAAUUAAUAAGUUUGAAAAGUCGCCCUCUAGUUGGUAUCUUAGUAAUGUGUAUCAUUCAUUACUUGUAUUUUCCGUGUUUUGACUUCAUCUCUCCUUUCAAUCCCUAUAUAUAUAAACCACAACUUACCAUUUCUAAAACCAUCAACAAAAACUCUUCUACUUCAAAAACCUUCAAACUCUUCUACUUCAAAAACCUUCAAACUCUUCAAACCAAACGCCCCCACCCCCCCCCCCCCCCCCUAAACAAACAAAAAAAAAAAAAAAAAAAAAAAAAGUCAACCAUAAAAUUACCCAAAAAAAAAAUGGAUCACAAUGAAGAAAUAGAUGUUCCACCAUUUUUCAUUUGUCCAAUUUCAUUACAAAUAAUGAAAGAUCCAGUUACAGUUUCAACAGGAAUUACUUAUGAUCGUGAAAGUAUUGAAAAAUGGGUGUUUACUAACAAUAAUACAACUUGUCCUGUUACUAAACAAUCUCUCAAUAUUGAUUCUUCUGAAUUUUUUCUUACACCUAAUCAUACUCUUAGGAGGCUUGCUCAAUCUUGGUGUACUCUCAAUGCUUCCUAUGGUGUUGAACGCUUUCCUACGCCGAAGCCCCCGGUUACGAAAAAACAAGUGUUGAAGCUUAUUGAUGAUGCCUCCAACUCGUCGGCUCACCACCUUGUUAAGAAUCUUGAGAAGCUCAAGUCUAUUGCUUAUGGGAGCAGUGCUAACAAGCGUUGCUUGGAGACUACCCCGGGUGUUGCCGAGUUCUUGGUGCGUCUGAUUGUAGUUAGUGAGUCGGAUGAAGAUAAUAAGCAUUGUACUUACAAUAGUGUGAGCGAUGAAGCUUUGAGGAUACUAUCUCAUCUUCAGAUAUCGGAUGAGAUGGUGUUAAAGAAAGUGUUGAAGGAGAAUGAAGGAUUGUUGGUUGAUUCAUUGGUGAGGAUCAUGCAGAAGAAUAGCUACGAGUCGAGAGCGAAUGCUGCAGGGCUAAUGAAGCAGCUUGUGCAAGUAGCCGAGCCUACACAGUUAGUUGCAUUUAGUCGCGAACAUUUUGUAGAAGUAGUCGAAAUGAUAAAAGAUGAUGUAUCCCCUAAGGCUACCAAGGCCGCGCUUAAAGUGUUGGCCUUGGCGUGUCCCUGGGGGAGGAACAGGAUUAGGGUUGUCGAGGCAGGGGCGGUCCCAGUAAUGAUCGAGCUUCUAUUGUUGUGUAAUGAGAGGAGGAAUAUUGAAAUGGUACUAGCAGUGUUGGACCAGCUCAGCGGGUGUGCUGAGGGAAGGGCCGAGUUGCUAGGCCAUGCCGCGGGUUUGGCUGUGGUGUCAAAGAAAAUCCUUAGAGUGUCUCAUUUUGCUACGGAGAGGGGGAUAAAGAUAUUGUACGCAAUUUCGAAAUAUUCGGGAAGUCCGAGUGUGGUGCAGGAGAUGGUGCAGUUAGGGGUGGUGACGAAAUUGUGCUUGGUAUUACAAGUUGAUUGUGAGGCAAAGACAAAGGAGAAGGCUAGAGAGAUCUUGAAGAUGCAUGCUAAGGCUUGGAAGAACUCUCCUUGUGCUCCUGCUCAUGUCUUUGGCUUUGAUUAAUUAGUUAGCUGCAUCAAAUUGAUGUAGUCCACAAUUUCAUUUCAUUUAGAAAAUUGUCAUCAUUUAAUUCAUUUUUUGGUGUACAUAAAAGGAUCCAUUAUUGAAAUUUAAAAAAAAAAAAAAAAAACAGCGCGGCACCCCUAACCUCAAAACUAAUUCCGUUAACGAAGUUUGUUUGACAGCCCUAAUUGGCACCCCUAACCGGUGCUAACUACAUAAAUCCCCAGGAGCUAACUACAUAAAUCCCCAUAAACAGCGCGGCCAGGAAGUUUGUUUGUGAUAAUUCCGUUCCUAUUGAGUUUGACUAGGACCUACAUACGAGGACGGUUCUAGCGAGGUGUAAUAGUGUGGGGGACCUUUAUCCUUUCUCUUUGUCUACUGCUGCAAGAGAACAUGAACAUCUCUCACUUGCUGCUAUCUCUCCUUCAAUUUGGCAUAGUAGACUUGGACAUCUGGGAGCACCUGUUUUUAAUUUUCUUAGAAACAAUGGUUUAAUUAAUUGUAAUAAAGGGAACAAUUCCCAUUUUUUCUAUUCUCGUCCUUUGGGAAAGCAUACUAGAGUUCCUUUUUAUUUUUC
Messenger RNA from Chenopodium quinoa (quinoa), 2177 nucleotides. RefSeq names its product E3 ubiquitin-protein ligase PUB23-like. The transcript has a single exon. The record is from RefSeq and is a predicted model, not a curated record. NCBI's taxonomy places the organism in Eukaryota, Viridiplantae, Streptophyta, Magnoliopsida, Caryophyllales, Amaranthaceae. Bases 89 to 1600 code for a protein of 503 amino acids. Gene Ontology annotation, molecular function: ubiquitin protein ligase activity. Gene Ontology annotation, biological process: protein ubiquitination.